Messenger RNA from Etheostoma spectabile (orangethroat darter), 1901 nucleotides. RefSeq names its product metabotropic glutamate receptor 4. The record is from RefSeq and is a predicted model, not a curated record. Bases 1 to 1818 code for a protein of 605 amino acids. NCBI's taxonomy places the organism in Eukaryota, Metazoa, Chordata, Actinopteri, Perciformes, Percidae. Gene Ontology annotation, biological process: G protein-coupled receptor signaling pathway. The transcript has 8 exons. Gene Ontology annotation, molecular function: G protein-coupled receptor activity. Gene Ontology annotation, cellular component: membrane.
AUGUGUUUAUGGUGGGAGAAUACCGGAGUACCCGAUGAGAAACACGGGGAGAACAUGGAAACUCCACACAGACGGGCCCAGAACAACCUGGAGUCCAAGCCAGAAGCUUCUUACUUGUUUGGCAUUUCAAAAGUGUGUGUGAAAGAGGAGGCGCGGCCCAAAGGCUGGGGGGAGGGUCUGAAACCGAACGGACACCUAAUGGACAGCACUGUUGGGGAACGACUACGGCAACAACAGAUCAAGUUGAGGGAGCAGGAUUAUCAUGAGCGGAUCGGGAAAGACUCAUCCUACGAACAAGAAGGGAAGGUUCAGUUUGUGAUAGACGCAGUUUAUUCCAUGGCUCAUGCUCUACAUAACAUGCACAAGGAUCUCUGCCCUGGAAAAGUUGGCCUCUGCUCCAAGAUGGAUACCAUCAAUGGCACACUGCUGCUCAAGUACAUUCGCAAUGUCAACUUCACAGGAAUUGCUGGCACCCCGGUGGUCUUCAACGUGAAUGGAGAUGCUCCUGGUCGCUAUGAAAUCUACCAAUACCAGAUCAUAAAUAACACCACAGAAUACAAGAUCAUUGGCCACUGGACAGAUCAGCUCCACUUAGACACCAAUGAGAUGCAGUGGCCUGGUGAAUCACAAGAAGUCCCGUCCUCUAUAUGCAGCCAACCCUGUCGUCCUGGGCAGCGCAAGAAGACCGUGAAGGGAAUUCCAUGUUGUUGGCACUGUGAGAAUUGUGAUGGUUACCAGUAUCAGGCAGACACUUACACCUGCAAGAUGUGCCGCUUUGAUUUGCGGCCGAAUGCCAACCACACUGGCUGCGAUGCCAUUCCCAUUGUCAAGCUUGAGUGGAGCUCCCCAUGGGCAGUCAUCCCUGUCCUUAUUGCUGUACUGGGCAUCAUGGCUACAGUGUUUGUGGUCGCCACGUUUAUACGCUACAAUGACACACCCAUUGUUAAGGCAUCAGGCCGAGAACUGAGCUAUGUGCUGCUGACAGGAAUCUUUCUCUGCUAUGCUACAACAUUCCUUAUGAUCUCCACUCCUGAUGUGGUUAUAUGCUCCCUGCGAAGGAUUUUCCUGGGCCUGGGAAUGAGUAUAAGCUAUGCAGCACUGCUGACCAAGACCAAUCGGAUCUACAGGAUUUUUGAGCAGGGCAAGAUGUCGGUCAGUGCCCCUCGAUUCAUCUCCCCAGCCUCCCAGUUGGUCAUCACAUUCAGCCUGAUAUCCGUGCAGCUGCUGGGAGUGUGCAUCUGGUUUGGUGUUGACCCAUCACAAGCCAUCAUCGACUAUGAGGAUCAGCGCACAGCUAAUCCUAAAAUGGCCCGUGGUGUUCUGAAAUGUGAUAUAUCAGACCUCUCUCUCAUCUGUCUGCUGGGUUACAGCAUGCUCUUGAUGGUCACGUGCACAGUUUACGCAAUCAAGACCAGAGGGGUUCCGGAGACAUUCAACGAGGCCAAGCCCAUCGGCUUCACCAUGUACACCACCUGCAUCGUAUGGCUUGCCUUCAUCCCCAUCUUCUUUGGGACCUCACAAUCAGCAGAAAAGAUGUAUAUCCAGACCACAACCCUGACCAUCUCCGUAAGCCUCAGUGCAUCGGUCUCUCUGGGAAUGCUCUACAUGCCUAAGGUCUACGUGGUGCUCUUCCAUCCAGAGCAGAAUGUACCCAAGCGCAAGCGCAGCCUGAAGGCUGUGGUCACUGCAGCCACCAUGUCCAACAAGUUCAACCCCAAAGGUGGCUUGAGGCCCAAUGGAGAGGCCAAGUCUGAACUCUGUGAAAGUCUUGAAACACAAGACUGUGUUGAGGGAGGGGAGCCUUGUGAGGGACUUUAGACUCUCAGCUUUGGCUUCCAAACAGACAUACAUAAGCUACAGUAACCACGCCAUCUGAGCCAGAGACGAACAGUGGAAGCUGA